This is a messenger RNA of Lodderomyces orthopsilosis Co 90-125, 2352 nucleotides long. It is a transcript of the gene PBS2, whose product is annotated as mitogen-activated protein kinase kinase. NCBI's taxonomy places the organism in Eukaryota, Fungi, Ascomycota, Pichiomycetes, Serinales, Debaryomycetaceae. The record is from RefSeq and is a predicted model, not a curated record. The transcript has a single exon. Gene Ontology annotation, molecular function: MAP kinase kinase activity; ATP binding. The coding region runs from base 1 to 2352 and encodes 783 amino acids. Gene Ontology annotation, biological process: protein phosphorylation; cellular hyperosmotic response; MAPK cascade.
AUGAGCGACAGGCCAGACAAAGACGAGACACUGCAACAGUUUGGAAAGUUGAGUCUAAACAAGGAGGCUGAUGCAAGUAGCCUAUCAGUAUCAUCUAUUUCAACAACGUCAACGGCAUCAGCAUCCACACAAUCUACAGCUCAACCACCAGUGUCUUCUCCACCAGUAGCCCCAUCAGUGCACACACCACUAAAUAGUGACAUACAAGCAAGAUUAUUGGCAUUUCAGCAAAAGCGAUCUAAGCCAGCUUCAGAACCCAUGAAUGUGUAUAAGCAACACAAUGCAACGACGCCCAACGUGACAACAGCGACACCCACACAGCUGUCACUCGCUCCACCAGCACCACCCCCGCAUGCGACAGAGUUCAAAAGUGAUUCGAAAAUAGAGACUUUGUCCCAUGUAGAACAAGAGAUAGCAACAGCCAACACGGCCCAAGAGUCGUCACCCAUAGCCUCCAGCAACCUCGACCCGGCAUCUGGAUCCACCAAGAGUACAAUAAAACCGAUAAAUGUUAAUCCUCAGCACGCAAAUGUACCCAAUAUAAACCUACCCGCGUCUAAUAGAAACACACCUGCACAAAUACAAACACAGAGCCCCUCACAGAACUCUAUUCAAUCCCCAACCUUUAAACCACAGGUGAAUAUUCAAAAGAAACCGUCGCUAUCGCAAAGACGAGGAAUGAAGUUGAACACAAGUGCGUUCCCUUUUGGUAGUCCUCCUAUAUCAUCGGAAUCUCCACCUUCAGCUGCAAUGUCACCUACUUCACUUGAUGCGACACUUAAUCUCAAUACUGCUACAACCAAAACCCCAGACCGCGAGCAACCUCCCAAGGAACUCGCCUCUGCUACAGCCAAUGCUACUAAUACUAAUUCCACUACUGCCCCCUCCUCAACCACUUCAACUCCAUUUGCAAGCACUAUGAAUUCCAAACUAGGUACACCGAACGAGUUAUCAAGACGAUUAUCUGAACGGAAAAAGAAACCUAAUUUCAAGCUCAAUUUGGAUUCACCAGGAAGCAAUAUCCCUUCAAGAAGUAGUAGUUUAGGUAAGUCCAAUUCUUCCGGUCCAUCAAGUGAUAACAGUCCACAACAACAAGAUAAAGAGCCACAACUACAAGGUCUCUUUGCGAACUACUCGAAGUAUAUUGAUAUCAAAUCCGGACAAUUAAACUUUGCUGGUAAGGCAUCUUUACAUUCCAAAGGUAUUGACUUUUCCUCGGGUUCAUCCUUUCACAUUUCACUAGAUGAAUUUGAAUAUUUGGAAGAGUUGGGACGAGGUAAUUAUGGAUCAGUUUCUAAAGUAUUGCAUAAACCUACUGGUGUUUUAAUGGCAAUGAAGGAAGUGAGACUAGAAUUGGAUGAAACAAAGUUUACCCAAAUCUUAAUGGAAUUGGAUAUUUUACACAAGUGUGAUUCGCCAUACAUUGUUGAUUUCUAUGGUGCUUUUUUCGUUGAAGGUGCUGUUUAUAUGUGUAUUGAAUAUAUGGAUGGUGGUUCACUUGACAAAAUAUUUGGUAACGAUGUUGGAGUUGAAGAUGAAAGUGAGUUGGCGUAUAUAACGGAGUCGGUUAUUCGUGGUUUAAAAGAACUUAAAGAUGAGCAUAAUAUUAUUCAUCGUGAUGUUAAACCAACUAACAUAUUAGUCAAUUCUCAAGGAAAAGUUAAACUUUGUGAUUUUGGUGUUUCCGGAAACUUGGUGGCAUCAAUGGCAAAGACAAAUAUUGGAUGUCAAUCAUAUAUGGCACCAGAAAGAAUCAAGAGCUUGAAACCAGAUGAAGCUACGUACUCUGUUCAAUCAGAUGUAUGGUCAUUAGGGUUAACGAUAUUGGAAUUGGCAGUUGGUCAUUAUCCAUACCCAGCAGAAACAUAUGACAAUAUUUUUUCCCAAUUGAGUGCGAUUGUCGAUGGUGAACCACCAAAGUUGAAUGCAACAAAGUACUCGAAAGAGGCACAGUAUUUUGUUAAAUCAUGCUUAAAUAAAAAUCCCGACUUCAGACCUUCAUAUGGUGCAUUACUACAACAUCCAUGGCUAGUAAAAUAUAGAGACCAGCCUCAACACUUAGACAAGACGGUUCAAGAAAGAAUGAACCAAUUGAAACAUGGUGGAGUUCCUGCAUCUACGUUAACCACAACCACCACAACUACCCCAUCAUCAUCAUCGUCACCUGCUGCCAAAGCCAAGCCUUCCGCAGCCGCUGCAUCAAUUCCACAAAGGGCAAAUAAUGCCGAAUCAGUUCAUUCAUUACUCAAGAGGAAAGUCCGCGCUCCGGCUUUGCAUAGAGGUGGUUUACCCCAAGUUAAUAACAAGAAUUUUUUACAAAAUUUGAAUAAUCAAAGCAAUGGUGGCAAAUAA